CCUGCGGGAAGGUAAAGAUGCGAGUUCGCACUGCGAGUCGUGCGCCGGGGAGCGGAUACUACGGCAGGACCGGCUGCCCUCGCAGCCCACCGGGACUUCUCCAUAUGAUAUGAACACUUUCACAGCAGCGAGGGACUCUGACUGCUGGCCUCACCCCAACAUGAUAAUAUCAGUUCACACUCCAGUAGGCAGAAAGUGAGGACCAGUUGUCACUAUGCGAUGUGUGUAAAGGACCAGCGGUGGUGUUGUGGCCCCAGGCGGGAUGCUGCUGACAGCUGGUCAGUAUGACUCUGCUGGACUUGUGGCUGUCGCGCUCCAUCCCCAUGUGCCUGCUCCUUCAGAGCCUUGUCCUCAUGGCCCUGUGCUUCCCCUCGGCCAGUAUGUGUCCAAAGGGCUGCAUCUGCCAACGCGACCCCCACCUCCAUGGCCUCAAUGUUACCUGCAGUCAGUCCCGCCUCAAAGAGAUCCCCCCAAGCCUCCCGGUUGACACCGUCCUGCUAAGGCUGGAUCACAACCAGAUAGGAGCCGUGCCCGAUCAAACCUUCCAAGGACUUAGGCUUUUGAGGGAGCUCAAUCUUUCAUACAACGCAGUGGAGACUUUAGGAGGAGGGGCCUUCAGCGGCAUAGAGGCGACUUUACAGGUGCUGGACCUCUCCCACAACCGUAUUACUAGCGUACACAAGGAUGCCUUUGCUCGGCUCAACGCCCGCGUCAUUGUGGACGAUAACCCCUGGCAUUGUGACUGUGCUCUCCAACAGGCUAUCAGCGGAAUGGCCCACAACCACGAAGCCGCCGCUCGGGUUCUCUGCCGGAGCUCAGAGCUUCGUGACCAGGAGGGAAGACCUUUCUUGGCAGUGGACACUGACCUCUGUAACCUGGCCAAAAGGACCACAGACUAUGCUAUGCUGGUGACCAUGUUCGGCUGGUUUGCCAUGGUCAUUUCAUAUGUGGUGUAUUAUGUUCGACAGAACCAGGAGGAUGCCCGGCGCCACCUGGAGUACCUCAAGUCUCUCCCUAGCAAGCCCAAGAAACCUGAUGAAGCAGACGACAUUAGCACUGUUGUCUGACAGCAGUGUCAAAGUGACUGUGUCCAUCACAAACCUAAUGAACACCAAAAUGUUUAUGUAACAGGGCCCACUUUCAGAGUGUUUACUAUUUGUACUACUAGUGAUGUGAGUAUCAAAUCUGCUGGUAUUUUGGAAAUUUUGUUGUAUGUCCUUACCAGGGUUCGUUCAUGACUGAUCUGAGAUAGGAUAAGAAGGGAGGCCACAGAGUCAAAUAGUCUGAUGCCAACAUUAUCUUUUCUACAGAAAUUACUUACGAAGUUUUCAAAAUUUGAAUCUCAGGUUUAAACACUGACGUGAUAGUAGUUGUUUUUAGUUGAAAAUUUGGAAUAUCUGAUAAAAAGAAAUAUAUUUGUAAGACACCCUAUACUCUACAAUAUAUACAAAUUGAAAUUUCCACUCAGAACUUUCAGCAUUUCUGAAUCCAUGGUAUUUCUAUGGAGACUAUUUAAUUAUUAAAGCUUUGAAUAUAUGGUAUGCAGACAUUGGGUUUAAAGUACUCUUAUCUCCCUGCUUUCCUUGAGCUAUGGUGACCUGUCUUUGAUACAGACAAAUCAUAAUUAAGACAAAUUUACACAAUAGAGACAAGAAGCUAAGAUUUCACUGAAAUAUUUAGUGAAUGAGCUCACAUUGUGGCUACAGAGAAUACUGGAUGCUAUGGAAGCCCAUUUUUGCCAAGAAAAGAAACUAAUGAAAUGUUAAGAAAGAUUUGAAAUAAAUAUAUA
Xiphias gladius (swordfish) is the source of this 1789-nucleotide messenger RNA. It is a transcript of the gene lrrc3b, whose product is annotated as leucine rich repeat containing 3B. Bases 285 to 1067 code for a protein of 260 amino acids. The record is from RefSeq and is a predicted model, not a curated record. Gene Ontology annotation, molecular function: protein binding. The transcript has 2 exons. Lineage: Eukaryota; Metazoa; Chordata; Actinopteri; Istiophoriformes; Xiphiidae. Gene Ontology annotation, cellular component: plasma membrane.